Molecule: messenger RNA, 2446 nt
Organism: Coccidioides posadasii C735 delta SOWgp
Lineage: Eukaryota; Fungi; Ascomycota; Eurotiomycetes; Onygenales; Onygenaceae
Gene: ERB1
Product: Ribosome biogenesis protein erb1
Biological process (GO): maturation of LSU-rRNA from tricistronic rRNA transcript (SSU-rRNA, 5.8S rRNA, LSU-rRNA); ribosome biogenesis
Cellular component (GO): PeBoW complex; preribosome, large subunit precursor
Molecular function (GO): protein binding; ribonucleoprotein complex binding
Source: RefSeq, a predicted model, not a curated record
AUGGAUUACUCCAAGGGCUCCAAGAAGCGCAAGGCUAUAACGAAAGAUGUUGACGAAGACCCGAGCGUCGUCUCUGGAGAUGAAUACGACCUUGAAGCGCUCGACAGGGACGAUUCUGAUAGCUCCGCCGACGCGAGCGACUCAGAGAUUGAGUUGAUUGGCGAUUUCAGCAGCGACGAUGGAGAAGACGACGAUGAGCUUCAUAGCGAUGAAGUCCCAUCCGAUACGGAACCCUUUGCCCGGGCGAAAAGUGGGAAAAUUGCAACCGGCCUUGACGGUUCUUUAGAUGGGGAAAGCAACGACUUGUCCGACGAUAAUGAACCAAAUUACCGAAUUGAAAAAGAUGCAAAUGGCAACGAGCGGUAUAUCUACCCCGAAAUCAAUCCUGAUGAUAAUUCGGAGUAUUCCGAAGUCGAUGAAAAGGCCAAUACGAUUGGCGAUAUCCCACUGUCUUUCUACGACCAGUAUCCCCAUAUCGGCUACAAUAUUAACGGGAAAAAGAUCCUGCGCCCCGCAAAGGGUCAAGCAUUGGAUGCACUGCUAGAUAGCAUCGAGAUUCCAAAAGGCUGGACUGGUUUGACCGAUCCAUCCACCGGAAAGCCAUUGCAACUAAGUCAAGAGGAGCUGGAGUUGCUGCGUAAAGUACAGAUGAAUGAGAUCACCCAGGAUGGCUACGACCCCUACCAGCCUACCAUCGAGUACUUUACGAGCAAGCAAGAGAUAAUGCCUCUCAGCGCAGCCCCCGAGCCAAAGCGAAGAUUUAUACCUUCGAAACAUGAGGCAAAGCGUAUUAUGAAAAUUGUUAAAGCCAUCCGGGAAGGCAGAAUUCUUCCGUAUAAGCCCCCGGAAGAAGAGGACGCAACUCAAGAAGGAAUACAGACAUACGAUUUAUGGGCUGACGAGUCUCCACGGCCAGAUCAUCCAAUGAAUAUUCCAGCUCCCAAACUACCACCACCAGGAUAUGAGGAGAGCUAUCAUCCGCCGCCAGAGUAUCUACCUGAUAAGAAAGAGAAAGAAGAAUGGGAGAACCAAGAUGAAGAAGAUCGCGAAAGAGAGUAUCUGCCAACGGAUUAUAGCACUUUGCGAAAAGUGCCAGGUUACGAAAGAUUUAUUAAGGAGAAGUUCGAACGUUGUCUCGACUUGUAUUUGGCGCCAAGAGUACGACGGAGCAAGUUGAACAUUGACCCGGAGUCUCUCCUGCCUAAGCUACCUAGCCCCGAAGAACUUAAGCCGUUCCCAACAACCUGUGCAACACUAUUCCGAGGUCAUCGCGGGCGUGUUCGAAGCUUAGCAAUUGAUCCCACUGGGGUCUGGCUAGCUAGUGGUGGAGAUGACGGUACCGUUCGCGUUUGGGAGCUACUCACUGGCCGACAAUUGUGGAGUGUUAAACUAAGCGAUGAAGAUGCAGUCAAUGUCGUCCGUUGGAGGCCAGGCAAAGAAGCUGUCGUUCUAGCAGCAUCUGUUGGUGACAGUAUCUAUCUUGCUGUUCCCGAUGUUGUUAAUCCGGAACUGGAAGCGGCUAGCCUUGAGGUGAUUGAUGCUGGCUGGGGCUAUGCUACCUCCACAGGAACAAGUGCUACAAAGAAGACUUCACCGGUACAAUGGACUCGUCCUGCAUCUUCCCUCGCGGAUUCUGGCGUAUAUGCAGUGAUUCCAUUAGGUUAUAUCGCCAAGUCAAUAUCCUGGCACCGUCGUGGAGACUACUUCGUAACCGUCUGCCCUGGUACAUCGACCCCUGCCUCAGUCGCGAUCGCCAUCCACACUCUCUCCAAACACCUUACGCAAUAUCCAUUCCGCCGACGUCUCAAAGGUGGGGGUUCACCUCAAGUUGCGCAUUUUCACCCUUCCAAACCUAUCCUCUUCGUUGCCAAUCAGCGCUCAAUCCGCGCAUAUGAUCUCUCCCGUCAAACUCUAGUUAAAAUUCUCCGCCCUGGCGCCCGAUGGAUCUCCUCCUUCGACAUCCAUCCUACAUCCUCCUCUACUUCUGGCGGCGAUAAUCUUAUUGUUGGUUCUUACGAUAGACGUCUACUCUGGCAUGACGUCGAUCUCUCCGAUCGCCCCUAUAAAACGCUUCGGUAUCACCAGAAAGCCAUCCGUGCCGUUAAAUAUCACCCUCAUUACCCUCUUUUUGCAGACACGAGUGACGACGGCUCUUUACAAAUUUUCCAUGGCAGUGUCACGGGGGACUUACUCAGCAAUGCUAAUAUUGUACCUUUGAAGGUGCUAAAAGGACACAAAGUCACAGGGGACUUGGGAGUGCUAGAUCUUGAUUGGCAUCCAAGGGAAGCUUGGUGUGUUAGUGCUGGAGCAGAUGGCACGUGUCGGCUAUGGAUGUGAUAGAUUUGAUACCUCCUGUCUUGUGUAGUGCACGGAUAUGCCCUGAUACAUGUUAAUUUAAAGCGGCGCUCUGGGGUUAGCUGUGAGAUAUAGUGCUCCAAGCUUUCUC